AUGGAAGAGCGUGAACCCAAUUUAGUGGCGAACACAACACACAGUAUCAGUCGGCGUGGUGUACGGAGAUCUGAACUGGACGAUGUUGAGCUGAGAAAUAUUUUGGGUGAUUUGUUACCGUUGGUACGGAUCGAUUAUAUCCUCCCCCCGUUUCAUCAGAGUUUGAACAGCGCCUAUAAACGCGGUCUGCUGGAUCGUGCACCGAAUUCGGAUCUGCUGGGGCAACGAUACCCGGAUAGCCGAUCACCAGACGUGAAUCCGGAUGCACACUGGUUUGAUCAUGGUGUGCCGAGGCGACAUCCGGCUGGACCAAGGCUUCUGUUGCCUUACAUCUCGGUAAGAUUUUAA
Messenger RNA from Anisakis simplex (herring worm), 348 nucleotides. NCBI's taxonomy places the organism in Eukaryota, Metazoa, Nematoda, Chromadorea, Rhabditida, Anisakidae. The record is from the annotation of a GenBank genome assembly.